GUGUCAGUAUUUUGGCAACAUAAGCAUCAACACGUAACGCCUUUUUCCCUCUCUAUUAAUUAGUCUGUAAAGUGUUUAGCAAAUGAAUUCAACGAUCUUGCACUGGAGCUACCGCGACUUCCGGCAAAUGCCGGAAGAGUUGACCUCCUGUAGUGAUGAAGUCGUCGAGGUGUAUCUUAAGGAAAACUUUAUCCCAGCGAUCCCGAGGUGGUUCUGCGAGCAAAUGUCCCGGUUGACCUUUCUCUGUCUCGCUGGAAAUCUGAUCACGUACGUUCCUGAGGAAAUUUCCCUGCUGAUCAACCUGGAAUCGCUCGACGUUUCACAGAACGUUGUUGAAGCAUUGCCCAAGUCCGUUGGAAAGUUGCAGAGAUUGAUUCGUUUGAAAUUGAGUGAAAAUAAACUUACGGGAUUGCCCAAAGAAAUCGGUCAACUUCAGAACCUGGAGAUUUUGGAGCUUUCCAAGAACAGACUUACUGAACUCCCCAUCGAGAUGUCUCACUGCCUAGGCCUGCAAGAGCUGAUCCUCGACGAUAACUACUUCCUAUGUCGAAUUCCCACCAAAGUGUUCACCAUGCCCCAGAUAACUUAUUUAUCAGCUGAACGAUGCAACCUGUUACUGCUGCCAUUCAUAGUGAACACCGAUUCGCUUGAAUUUGUGAAACUCUUUAAAAACUACACCCUGACUCACUACCCAAUGGUCCUGGAGAGGUUUAUGCAGCCCAACUAUGAUCAGUUUAAUGCGGUACAGCAAAAUAGAACCCUCAAACCGUUCUACUACCAACGCGUCCGGUGUGAUGCAUCGUCUCAAAACUUGAUCUUUCCCGCCGAACUGCGCACCAUUUUAGAUCGUCGAAAGUCGCUUCAAAUGCCCGGCUCACUGGUGGAAAUUGCACUCCGACGUUGCAGCCCCGCAAAAUGGAGUCGAUGUGCGAGCUUAAAGGAAUGCAUUCCUUCGGAACUGUACGCGAGACUUCGAAGCGGACCGGUGGCCAGAUGUGCGAGCAUUCCGUGUUUGAAUGAAAUUUUCAACGAGUGCAUUCUCGGUUUGGUUAAAAGGUAG
This is a messenger RNA of Culex quinquefasciatus (southern house mosquito), 1060 nucleotides long. Its product is annotated as leucine-rich repeat-containing protein 28. Lineage: Eukaryota; Metazoa; Arthropoda; Insecta; Diptera; Culicidae. Gene Ontology annotation, molecular function: protein binding. The record is from RefSeq and is a predicted model, not a curated record. The transcript is spliced from 2 exons. Bases 83 to 1060 code for a protein of 325 amino acids.